This is a messenger RNA of Oryzias melastigma (Indian medaka), 5093 nucleotides long. RefSeq names its product amyloid beta (A4) precursor-like protein 1 (gene aplp1). Gene Ontology annotation, molecular function: alpha-2A adrenergic receptor binding; alpha-2B adrenergic receptor binding; heparin binding. The record is from RefSeq and is a predicted model, not a curated record. The transcript has 17 exons. Lineage: Eukaryota; Metazoa; Chordata; Actinopteri; Beloniformes; Adrianichthyidae. Gene Ontology annotation, biological process: central nervous system development; axonogenesis. The coding region runs from base 273 to 2384 and encodes 703 amino acids. Gene Ontology annotation, cellular component: plasma membrane; Golgi apparatus.
GUGAUAAAUAGCCGCAGAAACAGGGCUUGGUUCUGCCAGGCUUCAUCCCUGAGAAAGCACACGCUUCCAUUGGAGAGAUCCCGUUGGCAAAGAGCGAGCGGGAGGAGGACGCAGGAGAUAUUUAUUGUUGACGAAGGGGCGCAGUGUACAUCCCUCCAGCUCAUGUAACCAGACAGCGUUUGGUUGGAGACAGUUAUUCUACAGCAGCAACUUCCAUAUAAAAAGGAAGAAGAAAGGAAAGGGGAAAAAAGGCCAAAGAAGACGGCGAAAAAAUGGGACAUAGCGCAAUUCCUAUAUUGUUGGCAGUGUUGUUCCAUCUCGUGUGGGAAAACGUCGAGGCUCUGGCUUUGACUGAAGUGAAUGGACCGGGCCCUCAGGUGGCGGAGCCUCAGAUCGCCAUGUUCUGCGGCCGCCAGCUCCUGUACAUGAACGUGCAGACGGGCCAGUGGGAGCCGGAUCCUCAGGGACGCCAGGGCUGCUUCAAGGAACCAAGUGAAAUCCUGUCCUUCUGCCAGGAGAUGUACCCAACGCUCUCAAUUAGCCACAUAGAGGAGUCCAAACAUCCUGUUCCCAUCCCUGGCUGGUCCAAGAAAGGCUGGGGCCACCUAAUAGUCCUGCCUUACCGCUGCCUGGAAGGCGAGUAUGUGAGCGAGGCUCUGCUGGUGCCCGACAGAUGCCGCUUCCUCCACCGAGAGCAGAUGGAUGCUUGUGAGAGUUACGUGUACUGGCAUAACAUUGCUAAGGAGGCAUGCACAGCCGACAACCUGGAGCUGCACAGUUACGGGAUGCUGCUGCCAUGCGGCGACCAUUUCCGCGGCGUGGAAUACGUGUGCUGCCCCGGCAGAGGCAGUUCUGGCGGAAAAGGCGAGACGGAGGAAAAAACCACCGCCGGUGGUCUUCAAGCCCUCACGCCCCAGACCGGCGGGAAGCUCAUCUCUGUCACCAAAGUGACAGCUCCCACUCCAAGCCCCUCCCCUGACACCGACGUGGAGGAAGCCGACAUGGAGGAGGAGGAUGAUGAGGUGGUGGAAGAAGAGGAGGAGGAGGAGGAAGCUCUUGAUGAAGAGGACAUGGAUGAAGAGGAUGAUGAAGAGGAGGCAAUAUCUGUGAAGGAUCAGGACGAGUAUGAAUACCCUAUUGACUCAGGUCCUUACCAGACGUCAGACUAUUUGGACUCUUUUUACUAUGAGAAAAGCCACAAACCCACCACCUCUGCGCCUCUCAUGAGGGGAGACAGCUUGACCACGUCUCGGCCCACGGACGGCGUUGAUGUUUAUUUCGAAAAGCCCGUGGAUGACACUGAGCACGCCAACUUCUUGCGUGCUAAAACAGACCUGGAGGAGCGCCGAAUGAAGCGCAUCAAUGAGAUCAUGAAGGAAUGGGCUGAGGCUGACAACCAAUCCAAAAAUCUGCCAAAGUCAGAGCGGCAGGCCCUCAAUGAGCACUUCCAGUCUGUGCUGCAGACUCUGGAGGAGCAGGUGGCUGGAGAGAGGCAGAGGCUUGUGGAGACGCAUCUGGCCAGAGUUGAGGCGAUCCUGAACAACAACCGUCGCGUUGCCCUGGAGAAUUACCUGAACGCCGUUCAGUCUGAUCCUCCUCAGCCAGAGCAUGUGCUGCAGGCGUUGAAGAGGUACAUGGCUGCAGAGCAGAAGGACCGCAGACACACACUGAGACACUACCAGCAUAUUGUGGCUGUUGACCCCCAGAAGGCUGAGCAGAUGAAAUUCCAGGUCUACACACAUCUCCACGUCAUUGAGGAGAGGAUGAACCAGAGUCUGGCCCUGCUGUACAAGGAUCCCAUGCUGGCUGAGGAGCUCCACAGCGACAUUCAAGAACUGGUGAAGUCAGAGCGAGGAGACAUCAGUGAGCUCAUGACCACCUCCUUCUCUGAGACUCGCACCACGGAGGAGCUCCUGCCAGCUGAGAGUGAGGAAGAGAAGGACGAUGAAGAGGAGGAGGAGAGGGCCUUCCAGAACAGACCUUAUCCUCCACGCAUUGAAAUGCAGCCUAAUAAGAAAGAAGAUGAAUAUGACUAUACAACAUCUGAGAGAGCAGCUACCUAUGAAGAUGAGGAAAAGAUCAACAACUCUGCAGAUGUCAAACAGACGAACAAGCUUAACGAAAUUGCAAGUGAUGAACUGCCCCCUGAUGCCUUGGAGACGUUUAACCGAGGCGCCAUGGUGGGGUUGCUGGUGGUGGCCGUAGCUAUAGCUAUGGUCAUGGUCAUCAGCUUGCUGCUGGUGCGCAGAAAGCCCUACGGCACUAUUAGCCAUGGUAUUGUAGAGGUCGACCCCAUGCUGACACCAGAGGAACGGCAGCUCAACAAAAUGCAAAACCAUGGCUAUGAGAACCCCACCUACAAAUUCUUUGAGCAGAUGAACUGAAGCAUGUUGGGGCCACCAGCAAGUCAUGCCUGACCACCUGUUUUGUUCCCCUCCCCCUCUUCAAAGUAGUGACCCGGCUACGCCCCCUACAAUAGAUUAAUGUUGUGUUGCAAGUUAUGAAACAAUGAAGCGGGGGUCGCUCCCUGAGACCCUCCUGUCCUCAGAAUGUGAAUAUUGAGGUUUAAACACUAUCCUGUAUUAACUGCUCUCAUUUUUUGGGUUAGUAGCGUCACAACAUUUCAUAGACUCGCUUCACCUCAUCCCCCCCCCCCCGUGGCAUGACUUGACCUACUGCUCCUACAAAACUGAAUGGUGCAUACGCUUUAUAGUAUUUAUUUUUCUGUAGUAGUCCCUUUGUUCUGUUCGUACCACGAUUAGACAUGAAGUAUCUGUGUAGGUGCGUGUGAGUGACAGCCUAUUUAAACUACAGUCUCAAUGGUUAGCAUGCAGAGGGACAAAGGGGGGUCCCAACAAAUCGAUCCCCUUAGAUAACACUUUGCGAGGGGGUUUAGGUGAGAUCGUUGAAUGUAUGCAGCAACCAGGCUUUAAAUUAAAACAAAGAUGGCUAAAGGAUGUGACACAAAAAACUGAAAAAUAAUUGAUUUUUGAGGCCCUGCCCUCAUUAUUUUAAACAGUCAAAUUAAAUAUUUAAUUUAGCCAAUUUAGUCUGUGAAGGGAAGUUGUUUUUUUUUUCUUCUGCUACCAAAAUAACCGUAAGACGGAAAACAAUCCGAACUAAAUUUUUGGAUGGAAGCAUGACAAGUCGGUGUAUGACGCUGCAGUAUUUAUUUGUGUUGUUCUCGUCAUCGCUUUCGAAAGAGGCGGAAAUGUCACUGUUCCGAACCAACACUGUAAAUAAAGGAAGUACGCGCGACACGGUGAGGACAUUUCUCUGAUUAGUUUGCAUCAGUGUAAUGGAAUUAAAAAAAAAGAAAAAAAUCAUUUUUAAAAAAGAAAGAAAGAAAAUAAAUAGUAACAUUGUGCUGUUAUGAGAAGGAGACACACUUCUAACAUGGCUGAUUGAAAACGGACUGUUGUAAAAACCAGCACAAGACAACGACACAGCUACUACUUUCUGAAUGUAUUUGAGGUAGACGUUAAGACCCCCGUCCUCUCUUCAGUAACCCCCCUCUUUAGUAGUGAACCAAGUAGUGAAGCUCAACUUCUUUCGAAAAAAAAAACAUUAAAAAAAAAAGACUUAUCCGAUUCCCUUGCCGUCAUUUUGUGUAGCAAUCAAAUCAUCUUCACAUUUGGCAGAUGUUUUAUCAGAGGAACAGCUGGGUAUCUGAGUCUGUACGAAGCAGAGACGUGUACAGAAGACACAUCUAUAGUCAUGUGAAGCAUCAGUGUGUGAAUUACUUCGUAGAAACAACACACCGCUCUGGCAUGAAAGUAGUUUUGUUCGUGCAGAAAAUACGGCACUUUAAACAAUUUUAGACACGAAUGAUCAAACCUUGUUGAAGUCUCAUUAAAGCUGAAACCUUUCACUGAAUUACUCAUUGUAGUAAACACUUGUAUUUAGAAAAAAAGGUUAAAAAGGGACUCCCCCCUUAUUUUUAAUUACUAAUUGUUUACUGCUCAUUGUGUGAAUUUUGUCUUGUUUAGUCACUAAACAGCAUCAUUUGUGACUUUUCCUAACCAUCUUGGUUGAGAAAGGUCGCAGCGUGGAAUGUGGCUUUUGAUUCAUCAGUUUACAUGUUAUUGUACGGACAAACCAAAUCACAAUCAAGUUGUGCUUUAUUUGCAUCUUUCCACUGACAACUUUUUUUUUCUAAAAACCUGCAACGUAUUUAUUUAUUUUCUCUGUUCUUUUGGGUUAAUUCCUCAAUGAAGUUCAGAAAAAAGUUUUUCUUUGCUAGAAAAAAACGAUAAUUGGACCGUCUGAGCUCAGUUUAGCAUUUUGUUUGUCUUGUCAGGCAGGUAAAAAUCAGGUUGUGGGUGCGUUAUGUAAGGUAAAGAGAAGUCAUAGCUCCUGUAUAAAUUGUACAGCUCUGUUACUGAAUAAAAUAAUUGUAUGUUCACAGUUUAAGUCAGUCGAUCUUGUAAUGAUACUACUGAAACCAUAGAUGAGAAUAAGCUUGCCUGUGUUUUUUCCCAAACCACUGAAGGUUUCCUACCAGCAUUUAGCAGACUUAGAAUGGUGUAUAAUAUAGUUAUUCAAAUCACAUUUGUACGUAUGUCCUCUGUCAAAUUCUAGACUUCUUUGUUGUCCCCGUACUUCCUAAUGAAAUAUAAACUACUGUAUGUUAUUGAGAUUUUAAUUGCUGCAUUAUUGCCUUUUACAAUGCUGUGUUUUGGAUGUAACUAUUCUGUAUUUUUUAUUUAUAUGUAAUAUUCAGUUGGAUUAAGGGUCACACGUUUCACAUAAUUAUGAGAAAACAUUCAGAAAUGUCAAGUAUAAAAAAAAGAAGAAAUUUGGAUCGUUUAAUUGAUGAGAACUAAGAGCACAAGCAGAACUCGAUUGGCCCAUUUGUGUUAAGGCUGUGAAACCUUAGAUCGGACUGCAAUUUCCUUCACGACGUUGGUAUUAUUUAGAGAGCUGCUCUUCAGUUUCAUGGAAACCUUCAACCAAAGACAUGCUCCAUUAGUGAUCAGAUUAGCUAAUUUGGCCAAACAUUCUUUUUGCAUAUCCGUUGUAAGUAAACUUGACUAAUUGAAACUGAUAAAGUCAGUUAAUAGUUCAAUAAAAAUAAAUGACCCAAAUAAGAA